This is a messenger RNA of Dentiscutata heterogama, 251 nucleotides long. NCBI's taxonomy places the organism in Eukaryota, Fungi, Glomeromycota, Glomeromycetes, Diversisporales, Gigasporaceae. The record is from the annotation of a GenBank genome assembly.
AAAGUAAUUUAACUUUUGAGUUUUAUGUUGAAAAGAAAGUAGGAGAGAAAGAGCUAUCUACUUUUUGGGUAGAGACCAGAUAUAAUGCUGAUAACAAGUAUCUCUCUAAUAAGACAAGCAUGAUUAACCAAAAUGCUUGCUUAACUACUGCUGUUCUACACAGGCAAGCAUCUCUGGAUAUAUUAACUGUUAAUCUUGGGGUGCUACCCCAAGGACUCCAAGAAGAGGCUGCACCAUCUUAUUUAGCAUGA